Molecule: messenger RNA, 1739 nt
Organism: Triticum aestivum (bread wheat)
Lineage: Eukaryota; Viridiplantae; Streptophyta; Magnoliopsida; Poales; Poaceae
Product: protein STRICTOSIDINE SYNTHASE-LIKE 10
Exons: 3
Coding region: 1-1086 (361 amino acids)
Cellular component (GO): endomembrane system
Molecular function (GO): hydrolase activity
Source: RefSeq, a predicted model, not a curated record
AUGGAUAUGGAGGAGGCCAGGCAAUGUCGUUCUGCCAUCUUCCUCACGUCCUUCCUCUCCCUCGCCUUUCUCAUAUGGCCGAUUCCAAUGCCGGCCGCCACCAAGGAGAUGAGGUCCAUCUACGCCGGCACGAGGGUCAAGCUGGUACGGUUGGGCCGGCCGGCGUUCGGCCCUGAGAGCCUCGCUUUUGACCACCGUGGCGGUGGCCCGUACACCGGGGUUUCCAAUGGCCGCAUCCUCCAGUGGAAGGGCAAUCGCCGCCACCUCGGCUGGACCGAGUUCGCCCACAAUUACAAGCAUAGGACCGUGGUGGAGUGCGCAGCGAAGAAGAAGCUGGUGGAGCCCGAUGGCUCGUGCGGGCGGCCGCUGGGCCUGCAAUUCCACCGUGCGUCCGGUGACAUGUACAUCGCCGACGCGUACCUGGGGCUGAUGAGAGUGGGGCGAGGCGGCGGGCUGGCAGAGGUGGUUGCCACGGAGGCCGGCGGCGUGCCCUUCAAGUUCCUCAACGGGGUGGACAUCGACCAGGAGACCGGGGACGUCUACUUCACGGACAGCAGCACCAUCUACCAACGGAGUGAGUAUCUGCUGGUGGUGCUGAGCGGCGACGCGACGGGGCGGCUCAUGAGGUACGACCCACGGACGGGUGACAUCACCGUGCUCAGGUCCGGCCUGGCCUUCCCCAACGGCGUGGCCAUCAGCGCCGACCGUACACACCUCAUCGUCGCCGAGACGUCGCCAUGCAGGCUUCUCCGACACUGGCUGCACGGACCCAUGGCAGGGGAGACUGAGGUGCUUGUUGAGCUGCCGGGGUACCCAGACAACGUGCGGCCCGACGGAGGCGACCGGCGCGGGUACUGGGUGGGAUUUAACCGAGACAAGCAGUGGGAAGAGAACGGGACCACAGCCAACUCCAUGAGCGCCGUCAGGGUCGACGUCACCCGAGACGCCAAGAACGGCACGGUGGCUGUGGCGUUGCGUGGGUACGGUGACGCCACGGUUAGCGAGGUGGUGGAGCGGAACGGGUCUCUGUGGAUCGGCUCCAUCGACACGCCCUACAUCGGCCUCUUGAAGCUUGCACCUCUCUAAUGCAUAAGCGCAUGUACAAUGAAGGCCGCACUUUAGUUCUGCCCCGGUCAUCCACAUAGAUAAAUUUCAAUGAAGCUACUCGUGUGUGCCAUAAUCACCCAAUGAAAGCUACUUUAUGUGAUGUCAUCAUCUUACUUUUUCUCUCUCACAUACUUUCCAACACAUGAAACCUUCACUAUAUUUAAACAAUACCAUCAACCAUUUGAAUCAACGAUAUCAACAAGCAUGCAUAUUGAAAGUUAUCGAAAAACUUGAUUUCCAUACAAAAACGGCAAUCUUGAUAUCCAAACAGUAGCAAGUAUGUCUUGUCCAUGACACUAAAAAACUUCAGAGUAACAAAAUAAUCUUAAGGUUUCCAAAUACUCAUAAAGGGGAGAUUUGUAAACACUCAUAAAGACUGUCUCACAUCUUCAAUGCUUCAUUGCACAUGAAGCCCUCUUUUGUUGCACAUAUCUUUAGAACAUCUACAUAAGAAGGAAGACACGGGUUUAGACUAUAAAAACAAGCAGGCAGGGCAUAUCAUACUCAAAGGUGGAGAACAGAGGAAAAUGAUGCUCAAAGGCAACAUAAUAAGAAUAACGUGUUUUAUUUGCUUGUUAAAUUGACCCAACUAAUUUAUUUCAGCCAUGUAUGGAGUUGAUCGACCCGAAAGU